AUGUCUGGAAGAGGUCGUGGUUCCUCGGGCAACAAGCUCAAGAUGUCGCUCGGUCUGCCUUGCGGCGCCGUCAUGAACUGCUGCGACAACUCCGGUGCCCGUAACCUUUACAUCAUCUCCGUUAAGGGUACCGGUGCCCGCCUCAACCGUCUCCCCGCCGCUGGUGUCGGUGACAUGGUCAUGGCCACCGUCAAGAAGGGAAAGCCCGAGCUCCGUAAGAAGGUCAUGCCCGCCGUUGUCGUCCGUCAGAGCAAGCCCUGGAGACGUCCCGAUGGUAUCUACCUCUACUUCGAGGACAACGCUGGUGUCAUCGUCAACGCCAAGGGUGAGAUGAAGGGAUCCGCCAUCACCGGCCCCGUCGGAAAGGAGGCUGCUGAGCUCUGGCCUCGUAUCGCUUCCAACUCUGGUGUUGUCAUGUAA
Messenger RNA from Aspergillus oryzae RIB40, 420 nucleotides. RefSeq names its product 60S ribosomal protein uL14. Gene Ontology annotation, cellular component: ribosome; cytosolic large ribosomal subunit. Bases 1 to 420 code for a protein of 139 amino acids. Gene Ontology annotation, biological process: translation. The transcript is spliced from 5 exons. Gene Ontology annotation, molecular function: large ribosomal subunit rRNA binding; structural constituent of ribosome. The record is from RefSeq and is a predicted model, not a curated record. NCBI's taxonomy places the organism in Eukaryota, Fungi, Ascomycota, Eurotiomycetes, Eurotiales, Aspergillaceae.